Sycon ciliatum is the source of this 3019-nucleotide messenger RNA. RefSeq lists its product as uncharacterized. The record is from RefSeq and is a predicted model, not a curated record. The transcript has a single exon. Lineage: Eukaryota; Metazoa; Porifera; Calcarea; Leucosolenida; Sycettidae. Gene Ontology annotation, cellular component: Golgi membrane. Gene Ontology annotation, molecular function: hexosyltransferase activity. Bases 59 to 1546 code for a protein of 495 amino acids.
CGCAGUGCCACAGCGUCAGGUUGUCCUUCCCGGCGCCGUGCUAGUGGUGAUAAUAAUUAUGAGAAUUCGGCGAAAUGUCACCUUAGCUCUGGUCCUUCUUGCUACAGUACCGUGGAUGCUUGUGAUGAUCUGGACUACCGUUUCACAACACGGAAUCCUGCUGGAUCCGAACGCGUCGCAUCUACUGCACUCCCCGUCGCCGACUUGGCGUGAGUAUUCAACAGUGGCAGUUCGACUGGCCAGAAUCGAGAGACAUCAGCUGAGACGGGCACCAGCGGCGACCAAGGCAGUCGAAGCGAGCGUUCUGCAGCAUCUCAGGUCCGCUCUGCAGUCGCACCGCUCAGUAGUGGAAGCAGUACCAGUAGCAGCAGCAGCAGCAGCAGCAGCAGCAGCAACAGCAGUACCAGCAGCAGCAGCAGUAGCAGCAGCAGCAACAGCAGCAGCAACAGCAGUACCAGCAGCAGAAGCAGCCGUUACUGUCAGUGCACCACAGGGCAGUGAAAAUGUAGUGAACAGUGGUCACAGCAAUCAGGGACCAAGUCCGGGACCAGCAAAAAUACUUGUGCAAGUAGUGGAUUCUGCUGCUCGAGGAAAGACAGUACAAGGUGGACACAUCGAUGGUGUUGAGCGUGUGCGGCUAAAGGUGCUGGUGAAAACCGGUCCGAAGAAUGGACAGCAGCGUAGCAAUGUGCGUUUCAAUUGGGUGGACAAGUGUAAUCUUGGUUUGCUGCAUAGGAAGCGUCUGAACGCCGAGCACGGUCGUGUGCAGUACGGACGCCAGCUUUCCUUGCUAAAGGACGUAUACUACAACAUUCCCGGCCACAAGUAUGUCGGUGAAGGAGGCCGGACGAUUCUGGACGUCGCGUGUAUGUUUGUGACGGGUCGCGACGCCAACGCGGCAGAGAAUGCACGCCUCCAGCAGGAGUUCGACGAGAACGGCGACAUCAUGAUGGGCAACUUCACGGACAGCUAUGACGUCAUGACGGCCAAGACCGUUUGGAUGCUGCAGUGGAGCGUGGAGACGCUGCAGUACGAUUACGUCAUGCUCAUCGACGACGACGCCACCAUCAUCUGGUCCAACUUCGUGCCGCUGGUUCUGGCGUCAGCACGAGAGCGUCUCUACUGCGGCCACCAGCAUACCACACUGGGUGCGAAGCACUGCGAGAACGACACCAAGGGAGAGAUGCUCAAGAAGAACUGCGUCAGCUGGAAGCAGUACAACAAGGCCGACUACCCGCCGUUCGCGUCGGGCUUCGCCUACUUUGUGUCGCGCGACGUGGCCAGGGUCAUCGUUCGCUCGGCGCUGCUGCGCCUGACCACCCCGGGACUGCCCGGCAAUGUGGAGGACGCCAUGGUGGGUGUCCUGGCCAAGGAUGGUGGCAUUGAUCUUACGCCAUCGCCGCGCUUCGUGCACUACGGGCACGACAACGUGCCGCGGGCGUGCCGCCAGCAACCGGCCCCGGCCGUCUUUGGCAACGCAGAACAGUACAUUCUCAACACGCUGACCAGCAAGGGGAAAAACGGUCAACUGCUGUGUAUGACAUAACGUCUAGCCAUCGUUUCAACGGCCUUGACUUAAUACGCCGUCAACUCGCUUUGCACACUAUGAGCAUGACACCGUACCCAGAGUGUGCCGCCAGCAGUCUCCUCCGGCCAUCUUUGACUACGCUGCACAGUACGUUCUCGACACGCUGACGAGUAAGGGGGGCAACGGUCAACUGCUGUGCAUGAGGUAACGUUAGGCUUGCGUGAGACAUUAUCGCAGUAUAUCUAGCCAUCGUCUCAACAACACCCUUGACUUAAUACGCCGUCAAUUCGCUUCAUGCACUACGAGCACGAUAACGUACCCAGGGCAGUCAGUACAUACCCACCAGCUGUGUUUGGCAACGCGGCACAGUACAUUCUCAACACAUUGACGUGUAAGGGGAAGAACGGUCAACUGCUAUGCAUGAGGUAACGUCAGGUUUACAUAAGACCUCAUGUUAGACUUGCGUUAGACCUCAUCAGAAUAUAUAAUUACAGUAAAUAUCGGAUAUAACGUGCCCCUUUGAUUUUUGAAAAUGUAUCACUAUAUCCGGUGCAUCACUAUAGCCGAUUUGCAUGUUUGACCGACACAUGGCACAUGACUGCACAUGAAAUGAUGCGUACACGCUGGAAAAAGCAUGCUGAAAGUGCAUGCAUGCUCCGCGGACUGUGUACCGGUGCAUGACACAGAGCAGUGCAUGGCAGUGCAGUACGACAGACUGUACAUGUACGAGUACUAGAACUUCGAUACAUCAUGUGGCAUGGCUGCUUCUUCAGCGUGUUCUCCAAAAAAAGCCUGAGCUGGAUCCGUGCUCACGUAGAUCGUAGAUCUACUCGGUGUCCAACGAGUUGCGUAGAGCCAGAAAUAGACAUGAGUGGCUGUGUACGUGAGUUGGCAACAUCAUCGUGAGAGGCAACACAGCCAGAAACGGACAAGAGCAUGCAGAAAGAUCACUCUUGAUCAUUAUAUGCGAUAUUUUCCUGUACAUUUGAUAUGGUUUGCUUCCUGAAGGCCAUCACAAUAAGCGAUAUAUCGGUAUAGCCGAUAAUAGUGUAUAUAGUGAUAUUUUAGCUGUAUUUUUUCAGAUUUGAUUUUGAUUUUGACGUGUUCUAUCACUAUAACCGGUAUAUCAUUAUAUCCGGUCACUUUAUAAACGAUACUUACUGUAUAGCCAUUGUCUCAACAGCUAUUUUCGCUGAAAUUUGGCCCGUUUUGAAUACUCACUUUAAUCAAGCCAUUGCAUGCUCAGGACAGCCAAAGACUCGGUACGUCUUCUGUUUUCUUGAUAGUUUCAACACUUGGUCAGUUAGAAGUCUUGUUCUAGAUUUUAAAUCUAUAAUACAAGUAUGGACUCGGAUGGAGAGCCAAGGAUAAAUUUAUAGUAAAGAAAAAAAGGACCAAGAAACUACAAGUUACUGUACGCUAAAAUGUCCACUAAAACCACCAUUUACUAAACAAUCAGGUCAUGCGAUACCAUUGCACGACCUUGACCGA